Messenger RNA from Hylaeus volcanicus, 11630 nucleotides. RefSeq lists its product as uncharacterized. Gene Ontology annotation, cellular component: cytoplasm; membrane. Lineage: Eukaryota; Metazoa; Arthropoda; Insecta; Hymenoptera; Colletidae. Gene Ontology annotation, molecular function: ATP binding; glutamate-gated receptor activity; AP-2 adaptor complex binding. Gene Ontology annotation, biological process: positive regulation of Notch signaling pathway; protein phosphorylation; monoatomic ion transport. The record is from RefSeq and is a predicted model, not a curated record. The transcript has 16 exons. Bases 118 to 7911 code for a protein of 2597 amino acids.
UAUGUACAGCACUGGUAAGACGUCACAAAGACAGUAUGGCCGGACAGCAUCGGCUGUCUGCAUUGUAACUUUAGGUGAACGCUUUCCGGGGGUUCUAAGGGAUAUUUUUAAAGAAAUAUGUCGGAUUAUUUGAGGUCUGCUUUGGGAUACUUGAAUGGAGCGACAAAUACAAACGAAUACGUUGGACAAAUACUGGAAAUCAACAAUGUGAAAUUACGCGUGACCAGGCUACUCGCCGAGGGUGGUUGGGCUUUGGUAUUCUUGGUAGAGGAUGUUAAUACAGGAAAAGAAUAUGCGCUUAAGAGGCUCAUUGCAGUCGAUGAAGAUGCAAACAAAAGUAUUAUACAAGAGAUAGAGACUUUAAAAAGGUUAUCGGGUCAUCCAAAUAUAAUUCAGUACCUAUACGCUCAACGUUUGGAGCGAGAAGAUCGUAACGGAUAUGAAUAUUUAUUGGUGACGGAAUAUUGUUCAGGUGGCACGGUAGCGGAUAUACUGAGAAACUUAUCAUCGAAUUCUUUGAGUCUUGCCCAAAUUUGUAAGAUAGCGUAUCAAGCAACAAAGGCUGUACAUCAUAUGCACAGUCAACAGCCUGAACCACUCAUACACCGUGAUAUAAAGCUAGAAAAUUUCUUAAUUGGAAAUGAUGGUCUGAUUAAACUUUGCGACUUUGGAAGUGUUACCGUUCAACAGAUUUUACCAAAUCAAUCAUGGAAUGCUCAAAAACGUGCUACUUUAGAAGAUCAAAUGGCAAAAUAUACAACACCUAUGUAUCGUGCACCUGAAAUGAUGGAUACAUGGAAUAACGAGCCUAUCGGUCCACCGGUUGAUUGUUGGGCACUGGGUUGUAUCUUAUAUUCCCUAAUAACGCUAAGGCAUCCAUUUCCCGAAGGUAAUAAACUUGCAAUCGUUAAUGGCAAGUAUCCAGCAAUUCCUGCCAAUCCUCGUUUAGCCUGUGUCCACGAAAUAGUAAAGGGAUGUUUAGAAGUGUCUCCUGUUCGAAGACUUGCAACAUCGAUGAUUCUGGAACGUCUUGCAGCGAUAGCUGAAUCUAAUAACUUUGAUCCCAGAGAACCCCCGAAAGUAGAAAUCGUAGUUAAAACCCCGCCACCUCCUAGACCCGCCCCACCACCUGCUACACCUACUCCACCACCGCGACCCUCUCCUCCGGUAAAUAUGCCACCUCCGAGACCUGCACCAGCUCAAACGGCUGUGGCAAAAAUUCCUGUAGCUCAACCGACAGGCCUAUUUAGUUCAUUAAAGGGUGGUGCUGGUAGCAUUCUACGUAACUUAAAGGAUACCUCAAGUAAAGUGAUGCACUCUGUGCAACAAAGCAUGGCUAGAACUGAAUUAGACGCAAGUUACUUAACGUCUCGUAUACUAAUAAUGCCCUAUCCAGCGGAUGGAAUAGAGUCCGCCUAUCGAGCCAAUCACGUGGAGGAUGUUAGAGCGUUUCUUCAAGCACGGCAUCCAGUUCCUGCUCGCAUUCAAUUAUACAACUUGUCACGUGGACGACCCAACGUAUCUAGACUUCCCGGUAGACAUAUAGAUUGUUCAUUCGCCUAUGCUUCGUCGGACUCGAAUGCUCCUUUACUCUCUGCAUUAUAUCAAAUUUGUCAAGAUAUCUAUCGAUAUUUGAACGCCGACUUCAAUCACGUUGUAGUGUUAUAUUGUACUGACGGAUAUCGUGCAAGCGCUACAAUUGCGUGUACAUUACUUAUUUAUGCUAAAGCAUUAAGAACCCCCGAAGAAGCGAUAGCGUUAUUCACAACAAGACGUUGUCAGCCGCCUCAAUUACAACCUUCAGAAUUUCGCUGUAUUCAUUACAUGAGUUUAUUGAGUAGCGGUGUCCUUCCCCAUACGAAACCGUUGACUCUUCGAACUUUAAUUAUACAACCGGUACCGUUGUUCACAAGAGCAAAGGACGGUUGUCGACCGUACAUUGAUGUCUAUAGUAACGGUGCGUUAGUUUACUCUACUAAGCGACCAGAGUACGAGGAGAUGAGAUUAUUCGGUAUGAUGGAGGGAAAAGUUCCUUUAGCAUUGGCUAACGCAACGGUUCGCGGAGACGUUACAAUCGUGAUAUUUCAUGCUCGGCAACAACUUGGCCGCGUGAUCGGAAUUAAGAUCGCAUCGUUUCAUUUUCAUACGGGCUACAUACCUCUGACUGAAACUGCUUUAACGUUCGAGAGAAAAGAUUUAGACGAUGCACCUGAAGUUGGCGGCAAGUUCCGCGUCAUUUUAAAUAUUAGUGUAGCCGAAGAGAAUCCAAAAUUAGCUAGAGUUCCGGCGCCAUGGGAAGCAGAAUUAUCCUCGGCAAAACCAGAACCCGAUGCGUUAUUUGGAUCAACUUUAGAAAUGGAGGAGACAUUAGAAAACUUUAGAACCGCUCGAUCGGAAGAGGUUCAGAAAGAAAUACCCACUGCACCCGUAGCCGAAGCACCAAGCAACGUUAACGUACAACAAGAAGUACCUCAGGAAGUAGAGAACGUAGAAGAAGAAACAAACGAGGAAAUUAAAUUCCAAGAAGCCGAUCUAUUGAACCUAGGGAUGCCAGACACCAGUACCUUAAAUACUCCACGUUCAGCGAAUGCAGGAUUAGAUAUUUUUUCUAACUCUAGUCAAAAUGAAAGUGAUCUCUUAGGAGGUUUUGGUGUUUUUACUCAGCAAGAAGCGAAAAACACGGUACCCACGAUUAGCGAUCCUGUUCAGAAUGAUUUACUAUUCGAGCAUGGUCAGUCUACUAAAAACGAUAAUGCUAACAAUAAUCUAAACGUGAACGAUUUACUCUUCGAUCAAAGUCAAUCUACCGUUAAACCUGAAGUUAACGAUUUGUUGUUCGAUCCAUUGGUUGGAAAUUCUGCGAAGAAUCUUUUGGGAAAUAUGCAAAAUGCUACACCUAAUCCUGCAAAGUCUCCGAAUAUCGAGGAAAACUUUCCACGGAAUUCGAGCGUUCCAAACUUUGCAGCACAAAACAAAGAUCCAUUCGCGAAUCUUGCCAGUUCCCUAGGCUCUGGUCUGACGUCGAGUUGGAACGGUACACCGAGAAAUUCAAAUACUCCACAGUCUGCUAGUCCUGCGCCGGCUAGUACACCGAUUCAUUCGAGUCCUAAUACGCACAAAUCCAAUGUAACUAACGAGACCAAUACCCCAGAGAGCGGUACAUCUGGCAAUAAAUCGACUAAAUCAAGUGGAGAUGCCUUUGAAGAUUUACUCGGGAGUCAAGGAUAUAAUUUUUUUAGUUCGAGAAAAACAGAGAAGGAUAGUCCAAAGACAAUAAAUCAAAUGCGGAAAGUAGAAGCUGCCAAAACCAUGGAUCCGGAUCGACUAAAAAUAGCUGAAUGGACGGAAGGUAAAAAGGGGAAUUUACGCGCUCUUCUCUGCUCGAUGCAUACUGUUUUAUGGCCAGAAGCUGACAGGUGGCAACGUUGCGAGAUGCAUCAAUUAGUUACAGCUGCGGAUGUUAAGAAAGCGUAUAGGAAAGCUUGCUUGGCUGUGCAUCCAGACAAGCAAGCAGGAACAGCUAACGAAAAUAUAGCGAAACUGAUUUUUAUGGAACUGAAUAAUGCUUGGAGCGCGUUCGAAAAUGAUGCAUCGCAACAAAAUUUAUUUACUAUUAUGUGGUGGCUAAGAAGCAAUCUUCGGGCUCUUCUUCAUCCACCCCCGGAUCUACGACAUAUGAUUCACUUCGGUAAAAGGAAGACCACUCUGCAACCUUUCACAAUGAACCUUGCAUGGAUAACACAAACGAAGAAUGCUAAGCAAACAAAGAAGAGGAGAAGUACAAAAAACUUGAAGAUGUUUGGCUUCUCUUGGAAAGUUGUAUUUCUGUUUUUACUGGGAGUUACGUUAUGCUCGGUAGCUUCUUGUACUGCAAAUACUACCAAGUCUGCGAGGGCUCUCAAAGGACGACCUCGAACAUCUUAUGCUCCAUGGCGUAUCGUGCUAGGUUUGACUCAAUCGCAAAGCUCGUUCAAGACAGAUAUUCAAAAAGCAUGGGAGAAAGCAAGGCUGGAGUCGUCUCAUGCAGACAUGAACGUAUCCUACAUAGAGGCUCCACCAAAGACGGAUUCAAUGUCGUAUCCUCUAUCGUUGCUGAACAAAUUCUGUAACGAAAUUAAAGGUGGAAAAACAGUGUUGAGCCUCAUUAUCGGGGGAGGAUCGGCAGCCAGAUUUCUUGUGACAGCUGCAGCUGCUUUAAAUCUUCCAGCGUUAUGGUUACCAUUCACACACGAAGAUUUUCUUCGACAGGGAAACCUUGGACAAUUUGAAAGUCGUAUAGGCUCGAGUACAAAAGAAGUGGGAGCAGCUGCAGCUGCUUUAAUGCAUAGAGCAAACUGGCAUGCAUUUACUCUUCUCAUCGAUACCACUUUACUUCCAGUCACUCAUCUUUUACAAUCUAAUCAGCCAACCUUAAUACCCAGAACGAUUAUAUACCUUCCAACAAAUGACAAGACCUUAAGAAUGAGAAUCAGACGAGUAGCAGAAGAAGGAGGAAGCGGAGGAGUCAUAGUAAUGGCUUGCGACUUAAACAAUGCACGAAGGAUACUUGCAGCUGCCGGUAAAUUUGAAAUGCUCGCUGGAAGAUUUUUAUGGCUCUGGCUAGACCUCAAGGCAGAAUUAAGACCUAACGAACCAAAUAUAAUCAGUUCGCAUAUUAUACACAACUCGAGAGCAUCGGUUGCAACAAAUGAAAAUCCUGUACCAAUAGAAACCAUAAAGCAAAGCGCAAACCUUGUACCCGAAAGCCAAUUAACGUUACAUGCUUUACCAAGUUUAGCUAAUGAUAUACAUCGAUUGCAAGAAUACAGAUGGCAGAACGAAAAAAUCAUAAGUAAACAAGAAGAAAAAGGUUUUAAUUUUGACGACGACGAUGAGGUCGGAGUAACAGACAAAGAAUUAAAUUCAAAAGAUUUUAUGCCAAUCGGUAUGCUUGCAUUAAGACCUUCUGGCAUAAAAUUAAUGGGUAGCGAUACGAUACUAUCCAGAAUGAUAAGAGAAACUUCUCAGGCUUUGGACGAAACAUUUUUAGAAGUAAAAUCCAGGUUGGAUCGGUUAAGAGAAUUACAACUCGAAGAGAACUUUGUACCAGAAUGUUUUCCAGAAAGAAGAACCAAAUUUUUAAUGAGCGAAAUAAGGAGUAACGUUUCUAAGACCUUGACACAGAAAUUGAGAAAUUCUGUAAGUCAAAUUUCCAAGGACAAAGCUAAAUUUCAAUUAUUGAACUUGCAAGCGACAAAGUUCCCUGGAAAUAAGACUCAAUUGAGAUGGACCAAAGUAGGCACUGUUAAAGGUGGGAAGGAAGUUCACCUGGAUACCAUCAUUUGGCCAGGAGGUGGAAUUGUACCCGCAUAUCUAGAACAGGGUGGUGAAAAGAUUGGCAUGCCCAUGUACCGUGUCGUGACUGCGCUUGCAUCACCGUUCACUACGGUAACGAACUUACAAGAGGGUCUUUGUCUCAGAGGGAUAUUUUGUCGUCAAGGGAAUACCGUGAUGUGUUGUUACGGUCUAAGUAUGGACUUGAUGUCCUUGGUAUCCCGCGAAUUAGGAUUUCGUUACGACUUAUACCUGGUGAAGGACGGUUUGUUCGGCAAGAGAAAUGGUAGAACUGGUCCAUGGAAUGGCAUUAUGGGAGAAUUGGUUUCCGGUCGAGCGCAACUUGCGUUUGCACCUCUGAGCGUGUCCGCCCAUAGAGCCGCUGUAGUAGACUUUACGACACCUUACUUCUUCAGCGGAGUAAGCUUUCUCACGGCGCCAAAGCUGAAAUCCGAGAUAUCACUGUUUGCGUUUCUCUUUCCAUUCAGUACGGAACUGUGGAUCGCCGUUUUCACAUUCCUAAACUUUACUGCCAUAGCAGUGGCUUUGUACGAAUGGUUCAGCCCCUUUGGUCUGAAUCCUUGGGGCAGACAACGAAGCAAGAACUUUUCAAUUGCCUCUGCUUUGUGGGUAAUGUGGGGUCUUCUAUGCGGGCAUCUGGUUGCCUUCAAAGCCCCUAAAUCCUGGCCUAACAAGUUUUUAAUCAACAUUUGGGGAGGUUUCUCUGUUAUUUUCGUGGCUUCUUACACAGCCAAUAUAGCUGCCCUGAUCGCGGGCCUUUUCUUUCAUUCGGCAGUAAGCAAUUAUGACGAUAAAAGUUUACUGUUGCAAAAAGUCGGAGCGCCGAGAGCAUCAGCAGCCGACUACUACGUACAAAAGGCAAGCCCACAACUCUGGUCACAUAUGGCUCGAUAUUCGUUGGCGAAUGUCGCCGAAGGCGUAGAAAGGCUAAGAAAUGGUAGUUUAGAUAUUCUUAUAGCAGACACUCCUAUUUUGGACUACUAUCGAGCGAUUGACGAUGGCUGCCGUUUACAAAAGAUUGGAGAUACUAUAAAUGAAGACAUGUACGCUGUUGCGCUUACAAAAGGUCAUCCCUUGAAAGAAAGUAUAUCCAAAGUAAUUGCUAAUUACACGAGUACCGGGUUACUCGACAUCUUACAAGAGAAAUGGUACGGUGGUUUACCAUGUAUUCGAGGAAGAGAGGAUAUGGACACGGGUCUCCAACACGAGCAAGGAGGACAACCCAGACCUUUAGGCGUGGCAUCUGUAGCUGGUGUAUUUUGUUUACUUGGCAUGGGUGUUGUGCUUGGCACUAUUAUACUAGCAGGCGAACACUUGUUUUACAAAUACACCUUGCCCAGAUUGAGACACAGGCCGGAAGACUCUAUAUGGCGUAGUCGGAACGUUAUGUUCUUCUCCCAAAAGCUGUACAGAUUCAUCAAUUGCGUGGAACUGGUGUCACCGCAUCACGCUGCGAGGGAAUUAGUUCACACGGUACGACAAGGCCAAAUUGCUUCUCUGUUCCAAAAAAGCGUGAAACGAAAGGAACACGAACAGCGUCAAAGACGCAGAAGUAAAGCUCAAUUCUUCGAGAUGAUUCAAGAAAUUCGAAGAGUUCAGCAAGAGGAAAAAAUCGAGACAGUGGCAGAGGAGCAAGAAAAAGUAUCGACGUUUAAGUCAGACGAGAAGACGGUGAAAGGACGAGAAAGAAGUAGAAGUAAAAGCCCCCUGAUGCCUCGAAGCCCGAAGAGGUCCGAGAAAAGCAGAAGCUCGACCAAUUUGUCAGGCUCCAGGCUCGGAUUAUCUCCCAUCAAUUUAGAAACCCCUAUGAAACCAAGAGAAUUCACUCUGAGUAGUACGAAUCUCAGGGCAAGAAGUCCAUUGGAAACCGUUGGACGACGACUGAGUCACGGUGACGGUGGCUCACCACCUCCGCGUCUUGGUUCACACUUUGGCGGUAGCGCGACGUUGCGACCUUUAGCCCCGACCAGGAGCGACUCAACCGGAACUGGCACGCCUGCGAUAAAGUGCGCUGGUGAGACCAGCGGAGGUGGUGUGCCAACACCGAGAUACUCUCGGAGUCCAGCGAAACGAGGACAAUCUUUCCCAGUAUUCGCCACUUUAAGACCACCGCAUUCGUCUAACUAUCAAAUGUCCAAGAGUCCCUUACUCUCGCCUAAUAACGAGCUAACGUCGGCUAUUGGACGAAAGUUAUCUCGCGAGUGGGGCUCCGGGACCGUCGACAUCAGCAGAUCCUCCGAAGCCGUUGCCGUUGGCGUUGGCGUUGGCGUUGGCGUUGGCGUUGGCGGUGAUUCCACAUGCACUUUGAACCAAGAAAUGACCUUGUCCCUGGAGCGACCAUCGCACGAGAAAAUAAAAGACGACGCGCUGCCGAUAAAGAAGCCUAUACGACGCGCGAGAAGUCACGAAAACAGAGACAAUGGUAAACUGAUGGCCGAUUUACCAUCGCCGAGAUUCACCGCCCAACCGGUGGUGGGGGGCCGAUCGGUAAGCGAACGAACGAAAAAACAAUUAGAAUCUGAAUUGAAAGCUAUUUUAAGUGCCAGGGCCCAUCAUCGCGACCUGCAUCCCCCUUGAUAGAUCGACACGCCCGCGCCGCUUUAAAGAGUUCUUGAAAGCAGAGCUUCGAGGAUCGUUGCCUCUGAGGGGCUUUGAUUGAUUUAAGCAAUAUCAGAUUUAUAGGUCAAUUUGUAGAGGAAUCCGACAAUUUAACAAAAGGCAAAAACACAAAAAAAAAACACAUGUUUAAAACAUAGGCAAUCUUCAGAGGGUCGUGUAAUAACGAGAGAUUUACGAAGAGCGAACAAUCUCUUUCGUCUAUUCGUGUUGUUGCGUACAUUGAUAAUAUAAUAGGAUAUGUUGAUUAAAGAAAAAAAAGUGCUAGAAACUUUCGUAGAAAUGUCUUAACGAGUAGUGACACUUGAACGAACUACUAAAAUAUUUUCUUGUUGGCAUUUUAACUCUACAUUAACCGUCAGCCUGGACGAGUCUCUCUUGAUUGUAAUUAUGUUUGUAUGUUACGCACUGCCAUAUUUCUUCAUUCAAUUUCAAUUAUGCAUUUAUCGAUAUUUGUUUAAACUUUGAUAAAAAUUCCUUUAUUCACAUAAAGGAACUUGGACGAUUCCAUCGUUAGGAUAAAGAUAAACAUUAAUAAACCGCUGAUUUGCAGAAUUUUUGUCGGAUUGGAUCGCAUACUGCCACUUUGAUAAUGCUCGUGAUCAUAGAGGGAGAGACUCGCCCAAAGGACUCUCGGCGUAGAAUGACCACUUACUACGAAAACACACAUAAUCUCAUAAAUCUAUCGCGCCCAUUUCGAAGAGAAAAUGUUACAGGCGAAUGAAAUUUUAACCGACCGAAUCAUUUUUUUACCGAUUGUAGGUAACUCGCAAUCAGCAAACAUACAAAGUUCAUGAUUCAUUCUUUCAUGACUUCAUUACGUGAUUAUCAACAAAAUCUUAGAUGACAUGGUAAUCGUGCGUUUGCUGUAUCUACAUGAAAAAAAAAAGCGUAUCCUUCGUCGGUUCGUUAGACUGAUAGAUAGACAGAUAGAUGAAAUUUAUUCAGGAAUUGCACGCGAGACAUGGUCGGAAUUGAAAACUACCGUUGUCGAUUGAUGUUUGUAUCCCUUUUUCGUUUCUCCUCCGACGACGAAAUCCUUUCAAUCGGAUGAAAGUGAUUCCAAUCACUCGUUUAAUCCUGCUAUCCAACUUAGAUCGUAGCGUGAAUGUGUGGGACUAAAUUAAUUUAAAAUAAUUCAUGAGCGAGGCCUUAGGAAUAGUCGAUCCGCCCAAUUCUUUACUUGAAUAGCGUUUAUCGUAUUCUGAACAAUUCGCUAUAUUACAAUUACAUAGAGAUAGUUAUUUAGUUUCAUAGUUUCUUGUUAGACCGCUGUAUUCGGACUUAUAAUUAAAUUGCUGAAAGUGUUAACGAGUAAAACUCUCGUGAAUGUAUGUCGUGUGAAUUUCAGUGAACGCAGGAGCUUCACGUUCCAACUUCCGCAAGCAAAUAAGUCUUUCGUUUAGCAAUUAUGUGCACUUAUGUGUUACAAUUUUACUGCAUGAUAACAUAUGACUGCUACAGAUGAAAGUGUCCUGAAUAAUUGCAUUAUCUUGUUCGUUUUCAUUAGGGUCAUUUACAUAAUCAGGGCAUAUAUGUAUAUGUAUAUACACAUAUACAUAUGUAUGCGCCUAUUGUUAGUAUCAUACAGAUUUUUUAGAGUAACUCUUUCAUCGAACUCAUCGAUUGCGCGUUACAAAUGACAAUGUUUUGUCAAUGUAUUUUUGUGUGUUUUUGAGUUACAGGAAUUAUUAAGUUAGAUUCAAAUAUAUUGCAAUUUAUUCAGGAAGUAAUCAAAAUACAAAUAUAGGGGGCCAGUUUAGAGUCACCCAAGCCUAAAUAAAUCAAAGAUAGACUCAUUAAAUUAAAUUAAUUAUAGCUGUAAUUCUUGAUAAGUGGGUUCUACCAGUAAUUUAGUUCAGUAGUGAUCAUACGUUCUCUUUACGAUUUGUUCCAGAGUGUAUAAAACAAAUCUGUCUCCCGAAAGUCCUUGUACAUACAUGUCUUCUACUAGAUACCUGAAGAGACAUUAUUGCACUGAAUUAAAGGUCGAGCCCCCUACUUCAUUGUGCGCCAACAAGAACCUAUACAGUUGGAACUUUGUAUGGAAAGAUUAGAGCAAAAAUUUACAUUUGCUUGUAAUUGCAUUUGUGCUAAUGAAUUAAAAAAUCAAAUUAAUUAAAGAAGAAGAUCAAAUAAUUAUAUGGCGAUGUUGCUUUUAAUGUUUAAAAGUGUAAAUCGGCCUAUUUAAUUUAAGAAAGAGAUGUAUUUUAUUUUUGACAUAGUUUUUUAAUUGAAUCACAUAUGAAAUGAUAAAUUUUUAAUUGCUCUGCUCUUUCCACUAACUAAAUCGAUAUUGUAAAGUGGUAAUUUUGAAAGAAGCAGAUACUAUUCGAAAUGCAUUAUCUGUAUGCAAAGCAGUUGAUAAAAUCCAUAAUAUAGAAGCAAUAGAUCUAAAAUUACAUCAUUCAGAAAAUUAAAUAAAGGCAAGAGAUUGCCACGAGAGAAGACUAGAAGCUGUUACCGCUUGAUAGAUUUAAAGUAAAUUUUUGCAAAUUCAGUUCUUAGAAAUAACUAGUACUUAAAUAUUAUUAUUAACAUCAUAUUAGCUAUAAUAUAUUAAUUCAAUCUCUAAUGGCAAUAAGAAUAUUAUACACUACAAAGCACUGCCAUAAUUUCAACUACUAUUACAUUGAUUUCAAAAUCCUGCCAACUAAUGUUACUACCACAUUAAAUCUCGUUUAACGAAAAAAAACAUUCUUUGAAAACACUCAUAUAUAGACUAUGAGUAAGCGAAAGCUCCUUGUAAGAAAUUAUCUUAUUUGAGAGAAAAUUAUCUUGUUUAGGUUUACGAUAAACUGUAUUAACACUAGGUUUAUGGAGGAUUAGAAGGAUUAAAAUAGAUUUGAAAGAAAAACGGCAAUUUGAAACAGAAAAAACUACACUAUUCAAUUGAUAUGUCAUACAAAAUUCUUAAUAUUUGCAAAAUGUAACUUUCAACAUGGUAGUUGACUUGUAAAUUUCUUAACUGCAUAGAAUGCAAUGCUCAAAGCUAGUCGAUUAAAAUCUAUGAAAAUUAUAAUAACAUUGGAAUAUCAUACUGUACAUACUGAUUUUCAUCAAGUACAUUUGAUUUAUUAUCGCACUAUUAAUUUGGGAGAUGAUAAUAACCAAUGUCCAUUAAUACUCAAAUUACAUUAAAGUUGCAAAAUCUGUCUUAUUACAACUUCAAUGAAAUAGCAACUGUUUUAGAUCAUAAAGUAGAAAAGACAUGUACUUAUAGCCAUAACAAUCAUGAAUAUUCUGUUAUCACGGUGACUUGUUGGCGUACGGUAUUAGGUUAGGUUCCUCGUAACCUACCUCGUCUCUCUUGUUACGCCUACUAUUACACUGUUAUUGUUGAAAACUCCAUAUUAAUAAGAAAUAAAUAUAUUGUCUCAAAAUAACCAUCGCUUUUAAUUCUUUAAAAUUAAUCAAUUAAUAAUUUAAUUUUAAUAUUAUGUUUAUGUAGUUGAAUUAAUCAAAAAAAUAGGACAUAUAACACUAGGAUACGUUCCACUGUUAUUUUUACCCAUUUGAAAUUUCACAAUGUUUUCUAGAAACCAUUCAUAUUUUUUGCUAACAAGCAUAUAUUAAAAUUAACUUUUGUUCAAGUCUCCUAAUUAAUAGACGCCUUUCUGGUAACGAUCUCAGACAACAAUUUAAAAGUAAAUCCAAUCCAAUAGUAGCAUUCUAUUGUA